UAAACUUGGUAAAUACAUCAGGUACUUCAUAACCUCAAUAAAAGCAGAAUUUCAUAACCAAUAAGUGUCACUAAAGUCAUUAAAGUCAGUUGAAUUUAAAUAAAAGUUGUUUUUUUAAAUAUAAAUUCUCCUUAAAUACUAACUUUAAUAAAAAUGAAUGCAUUUACGUACCUAGUUAGACGUGCGCCUACAAUAUCGAAUCUAAUUGUAAGAAAUUAUGCACCGAAACCUUUCACAAUGCAAUGGGUUCGACCGGAGAAACCCUCUUGUAUUUCAACUGAAAAAAGUGGUGAUUUAGGUUUGGAAUACAAUUUUAAUUCAAAAGAACUCUGUCCGAUCUAUCGAGAACUUCCUGAAAUUGAAAAUUGCAGUGAGGAUGUGAAAAAAUUAUUGUCACUCGAGUUUCAUCAUGGCAAAGAAACAGCGAGACUAAAAGCUUCUAUUGCUGAAGAGUUAGUAGAAAAUCAUGAAAAUGACCCUUCUUUCGAAGUGUCGAUUGCAAGAUUGACGGCUGAUAUACAUUAUUUACAAGAGCAUAUGAAAAAUAAUCCCAGAAAUAGGAGAUGUAAAGUAGCAUUAAAAGAGAAAAUUGAUAAACGAAAAAAGUUCCUGAAGAAACUUCGUUCUUGGGAUUACAAACGUUUUGAAUGGAUUUUAGAGAAAUUGAAUCUUGUCUACAAGCCUCAACCUGAAAAACACAUGUUCGUGACUAGAAAAGGUUCCAUAAGAUUAUUGUUGCAAAUGCAUUGCAAUGAAAUUAGACAAGAGAAGAGAAAUGCUUAUAGGGUGGAAUUAGAAUCACAACAAAAGGGUUUCUUCGAAAAGAAGGCGAAACAGCUUGCCUUUAUCAGAGAGGAAGAAAUAUUUUGUGGCCUCGAACCAACAAUUACUGAAGAAGAUAUUGAAAAUGCAAAGAAAAAAGCUGCUUCGUUAUAACAAAUUUAUUAGGUUUUUUUUUUUUUUGAAUUAUUUUUACUAUUGUAAUUAAUGUACAAAUUAUAUAUAUAUAUAACUAAAUGAAUUUACCCUACUAUAGAAGAAAUACAUAUUUGAUAUUUCGUUCGAAA
Messenger RNA from Leptopilina heterotoma, 1067 nucleotides. RefSeq names its product 28S ribosomal protein S15, mitochondrial (gene bonsai). The record is from RefSeq and is a predicted model, not a curated record. Gene Ontology annotation, biological process: translation. Gene Ontology annotation, molecular function: structural constituent of ribosome. The coding region runs from base 154 to 936 and encodes 260 amino acids. NCBI's taxonomy places the organism in Eukaryota, Metazoa, Arthropoda, Insecta, Hymenoptera, Figitidae. The transcript has 4 exons. Gene Ontology annotation, cellular component: ribosome.